GUUCUUACAAGAUGAAUGUCCUCCUCGGCUGUCCACCCAACUUAGACCUCAUGUUUGACAUCCAGGCGUCAUUGAGUGCAGUGGAGCAUUCUGACUUGGGGGAAUUCCCGUGGGACUGCUUGGUGGUGGAUCCAGACUUUCCAUGCUUUUACUUUGGAAAUGGUAAGAAUCAGCUUGUUGGCAAUACUCGAGUUGGGCACACCAUAUUGCUUUUGACCUUGAUUUUUUACCCAUUCUUCAGAGUAAUAGACAGGGCUUCUGGAAACACGUGGAGAUUUGAAGGCAACUAUACAUUGAAAAUAGUUGGCGGGAGGAUAGUCCAAGAUGAGUUUUAUGAGCAGUAUACUGAAGAACAAGUUCUUCAUUUCAACCAACACAAUUUCCAGCUGCAUCAGACCCUCAUCUGGAAUCCUUACAAUGAGACAUUCAUCAAUGAUAACGGCUGGUUUAUCUACUCCCAUUUGAAUAAUGCCAUCACGUGGACGUGUUUGUCCAACUCUCCCUGUGCGUAUGUUUUUCCGAGACAAUUCGGCGAUGCACCAGAAUACUACUUUGAAUUGGAAGUCUCCAACAUCGGUGUCGACUCGAGCACUUUCUGUGCCUUCAAGAAGCGCUUCAAGGUGCACAUCCAUGGUCUGGCGAUGAACAUGACCACUAUGCCUCUCUACAUUGUUGGGGGAACGACUGCCAUCUUCAUGCUGUUUAUCUUUGUGUAUUGGCUGUUCCAUUGUCAAAAUGACAGACUCAUCAAUGGCAUCAAGGAGACGUGCAGGGCAGCAUUUAGAAUUAGGUUCAAACGAAAAGUAGAACCUGUCAAAGUGCCAGGCUAUCUGUCUCAGCUGAGUCUUGCAGUAGAUAGUGACGAUAUCCUUGGACAAGGAGCAUUUCCUGAGACGCUAUCUGACCUUAAGAAGUCAACCCAGCGAUGGGAGCAGCGCCGCCUCAGUAAACGGAGAGAAUCUGAUUUACCACCGGUUUCUGAUGGUAGCUCAGACUCAAUGGGCCCGAAAGAGGGUCUACCAUUGAUUAAGGGAAGCUUUGGCUCAAUGGACCAGAGAGGGAGUCUACCAUUGAUGAAGGGAAGCUUUGACUCAAUGGACCAGAGAGGGAGUCUGCCAUUGAUGAAGGGUAGCUUUGGCACAAUGGGCCGGAAAGGAAGUUUACCUCCAAUUAGGGAUAGAUCGGGCUCUACGGGCCAGGAUCUGGAGUCUAAUCUAAGGAGGAUACAAGAGGAGACCGCAUCGCGUUAUCAUUUUACGGAGGAGACGAAUAACAAUAAUGAGGGGAAGAACAUGAGGACGGAGCUCUAG
Messenger RNA from Lineus longissimus, 1310 nucleotides. RefSeq lists its product as uncharacterized. Bases 12 to 1310 code for a protein of 432 amino acids. NCBI's taxonomy places the organism in Eukaryota, Metazoa, Nemertea, Pilidiophora, Heteronemertea, Lineidae. Gene Ontology annotation, cellular component: CatSper complex; motile cilium; sperm principal piece. The record is from RefSeq and is a predicted model, not a curated record. The transcript is spliced from 7 exons.